UUCUGUCAAAUAGCUUCAGUUUUUCUCCUACAAAUAUGUUUAUAGUGUUGGUUCAAAAUUUGUAGUAAUUAAGUAAUUUAGCACUUAAGAAAUCGAAUAUGUGUGACAAUCAAAACGUUAAGGCAGACCGCAUACGAUGCGAAGCGUGCAGAACUAUAAAUCUGGCCAAACAUGCCCAACAUCCAAAGGUCGAUAUGCAGAUUGCUGAAAAAUGUGUACCAGGAAAAGUGUGCCUUCCUGUUACAGAGCUUCCUCUCAACCCAACGUGUAUCAAGGUAUGCGACAGAGAAGAAUAUCUCCUAAGGCACAGCGGCAAGCCAUUGACAGUGCCGAAACCGCCUAUACCUUACGCGCAUGGCAAGCUUAUGUAUGGUGUCAAAGCUGGUAUCCUGGUAGGCGCGGUUUACUUCACGUACACGCAAGGCAUAUGGGGCGACCAGCAAGAUGUCACAGAGUGUCUUCGCCGUUGGUCAGAAUAUGUUCGAAGUAUCAACACGAGACGUCCACCAUCUUUUGAUCUGUGUGGUAACGUCAUAAAAAAGGAGAACCCUGAAAGUAUAUUCGCGCCCAUAUACAUGAUGUACAAGGAAGUGAUCACCACUUGUUUUGAGGGCGUUGUAAAAGUCCCAUUGCUGGUCAAAUGCGCUUACGUCGACUACCUCGAAGCGAUGAAGAAGAAGUAUGAACAAGAAGUACUCGAGAGGAAGAUACGCAAGAGAGGCUGAAUUGAAGUAUUCCAUAUUUUGUGACCAGUGUCCCGUUAAAUCUACUUAGUGCCCUGAACGUACCCUAGUCCAAAUACCCUUGUGUGAAUUAUGAAUGUGCGAAAUAUUAAAAUCAAAAACAUUUUGCUUUGUGGAAAUAAAUGAAAAUGUAUA
Plodia interpunctella (Indianmeal moth) is the source of this 878-nucleotide messenger RNA. RefSeq lists its product as uncharacterized. The coding region runs from base 99 to 725 and encodes 208 amino acids. The transcript has 5 exons. The record is from RefSeq and is a predicted model, not a curated record. NCBI's taxonomy places the organism in Eukaryota, Metazoa, Arthropoda, Insecta, Lepidoptera, Pyralidae.